AUGGUAGUACCUAAGAUAAUAUACCGCUUUCUUUAUUGUGUCUAUCAUCACAGUGACAUCUCUUCAUUGAUUCGUUAUCUAUUCGACCUCGGCUUCAUCAGAUUAUUCCUGAUAAGUUCACCUCUCAAAAACUUCAUAACAUGCGACCUUCGUAUGGAGGACAACCGAGAAUUACUGGGCUUUUCGUCACCUGGAAUAAGCCUUCUGACAAGAGACGCUUGUAAAAUUGCUUUUGUCAAGAAUCUGACGCCUGUUAUAGUAGAAGCUCAAAAGUUGGUUUCGGGUGUCAAUAACAAUACUUCUGCCUACUCGCCUGUCCAACAACGUGUCGCAAAGUAUGCACAACAUUGUAUAUAUUCCACAAAAAAAAUAUCCAAGAAACAGCGCAUUGGACAAGGUUCUAUUUCAGUUACACCUAUACAAAUCACUAAGAGUAAAUAUUUCAGCUUUGUAGAAGAAGUUCUUGGACAAAAACAAAUGCAAAAUGAUAUGGACAGCGUGUUAAGACGAAGGUGUGGAAAAAGUCAAUUUGUUGGGUAG
Molecule: messenger RNA, 540 nt
Organism: Phycomyces blakesleeanus NRRL 1555(-)
Lineage: Eukaryota; Fungi; Mucoromycota; Mucoromycetes; Mucorales; Phycomycetaceae
Exons: 4
Coding region: 1-540 (179 amino acids)
Source: RefSeq, a predicted model, not a curated record